AUGUCCUCUGCCGACUACGAUGCUGGAGAAACGUUUGGAAAUGUACCCAGCAAAUGGUCGAAUGCUGGAAAUCAUGGAUAUGGCAAUGAACACGGGACUAGAUGCCCUCCACGAGGCCUCCCUGACGCUCCAACCAACUUACGGAAACAAGGUCGAACCAACACUAAAGCUAAAGAAGAUUGUGACCAAACAGAAGACCACAUCAUCUCGGUCUUCAUAUCUACGCUAGGACUAUUGACUUUGUACAUUACCAGACGUUUCGCCAGCAUCGUCAGAUCCUCUUCUUGGCGAUGUCUCAAAAUGUCGUUGAAUACUUAUCAUUGGUACAAGUGUCUACUUUAUGGUGUCCCCGCUGAAUCUCUAAGUAUGCUCAGGCGGUCCGCGAAAUUAUCACUGACUCUUCCCGCUUCCAAUCUCCUGUUCAUCAGGUUGUCCACCGCCUCUGACCUUCUGUUUUCUGGUGUUCUUCCAAUAUUACGUGAAUCUUUUCAAUGCACUCCAGUCGAGUGUGGCCAGGCAGGGCUAUGUCUUAAGCUAUCUCCGGUCUCUCCGUACCCAUUUCCUGGAUAG
Protopolystoma xenopodis is the source of this 570-nucleotide messenger RNA. The record is from the annotation of a GenBank genome assembly. NCBI's taxonomy places the organism in Eukaryota, Metazoa, Platyhelminthes, Monogenea, Polystomatidea, Polystomatidae.